Sorex fumeus (smoky shrew) is the source of this 2628-nucleotide messenger RNA. It is a transcript of the gene SPOCD1, whose product is annotated as SPOC domain containing 1. The coding region runs from base 1 to 2628 and encodes 875 amino acids. Gene Ontology annotation, cellular component: nucleus. The transcript has 16 exons. NCBI's taxonomy places the organism in Eukaryota, Metazoa, Chordata, Mammalia, Eulipotyphla, Soricidae. The record is from RefSeq and is a predicted model, not a curated record. Gene Ontology annotation, biological process: DNA-templated transcription.
AUGUCUCAAGAGGCCUCUGCAGAGGCCUCGGGCACAGUGGACACUGUCUUCAGCCCCUCACACUGCUUUUUGCCCUGCGUGGAGGACGAGGGCCAAGGCGGCUUCCUGUCGUGGCUGGUCCCCGAGCUGCCAGAGGCUGGCUGGGAGACUGGAGUCUGCGCAGGCAGCAGAAGCCAGGAUGUAGACGAGGAGGCCCACCCGGGUACCUGCCCCCAGCCUGGGGGUGCUGCUGCCCUCAGCCCAGACACCGAGGCCCACUUGGUGCAAGCCCCAGGGCCGGGCCAGGAGCAGGAGCCCAGCCCCAAGGCCACCUCCCUCUUUGGAUCCUUGGGAGGCCCCCGGGGGCCGCUCUCUCCCGGGAGCACUGGGCUUGGCCCGGGAGAAUUGGGUGGAAAUUGGAUGGAUCAGAUGGGGGCAAGCCCCGAGGAGAAGCUGCUGGAGGGCCUCCUCAGAGCCCUGUCCUCUGCCUGGAUGGGCCAGGAAAGGCUACCAUGGAGCAUCGAGAGUCUGGGCACAGGGUCCCAGAUGGUGCUGCUGAAGGCUGAGGAAAUGAAAAUGCCCUGUGGGGCGAAGCGAGUGUGCUAUAUGGCUGCAGGGCCGGUGAUCUUCCUCCUGGGCUCCCUUGGCCAGGCCAAGGCAGAGUGGCCGCAGCCUCUGCAGCUGGAGCCUCUGGAGAACAUGAUGGAGGUCAGCGCAGCCUCUCCUGCCAGGAGGCCCAGGAGAAAGAGGAGGUGCAAGGCCCUGUGCCCCACUGCCCGCCAGAGGCACCCCCAGGAGGCUGAAGAGACGUCUGCUGAGCAGGACAGGGGUGAGGAUGCAGGACAGCCCUCCCCAGAAGCUGCCGUGCGGGACACUGUGGUCCGUGCUAUGCAGAAGGUGCUCUGGAGCCGCCUUCAGGAGCUCCCGGACCUGGCGCUGAGCAGGGAGGCCGUGGAGGGCAUCGCCGUGGGCAUUGAAGCUGCCCUCUUCGGCCUGACACAGGCCACCAAUGGCCACUACAAGAACAAGUACCGCAGUCUGCUGUUCAACCUGCAGGACCCCCGGAAUCCCGAGCUGUUUCUCAAAGUGCUUCGCGGGUCUGUACCCCCGCACGGCCUGGUGCGCAUGAGCUCCAUUCAACUGGCGCCCCAGGACCUGGCCCGCUGGCGGGACCAGGAGGAGAAAAGGGGCCUGGAACUCCUUGAGCAGCUACAGAAGGAGCCACACCACCUCCCGGCCUUCAAAGUGACCCACAAGGGGGAGGUGGAGAUCCUGCGGGAUACGGACCAGACCCUGACGCUCGAGGACCUGGUGGGCCCCGUGAUGCCCCCCGUGCUGGAGGACCCCACCGAGCAGCACAAGCCCCACGCCCCGGACCCCAGCAGCCACAUCGGCACGGGCCCGGACCCCACGUGUGAGCUGCAGGAAUCUCUCAAAGCCACCGGCAAGGUGGAGGACAACAACUUCCAGAACAUUUUGAGCCCAGCCCCCGUGUGCUCUCCAGAGAUGCCCCAAAGUGAGCUGAAGCCUCCCGUGGAACCCCAGGACAGGCCACAGAUAUCCGCUGGGCCUCCCAAGGCCGCCCCCAGCCAGCCGCCUUGGGAGGGGUCUGUGGACAUGUUCUCCAUCAAGCGGUUCCGGGCCAAGGCUCAGCUGGUGUCAGGACACAGUUGCCGACUCAUCAUGGCCCUGCCAGAGGUGAUCCGCUCAGCAGGCUGCAUCUCCUCCAGCACCGUCUGGGACCUUUUGGCCAGCAUCUGCCCAGCUGACGCCAAGGACGUGUGCGUGGUCAGGCUGUGCCCACAGGGCUCCCGGGACGUGCAGAACUGCCGCCUCCUCUACUCCUACCUCAACAACAAGCAGCGCCACGGCCUGGGCGCCGUGGAAGACAUGAGGCUGGUGCUGCUGCCCCUGCCUGCCUUCCAGCCACUGCCGGCCAGAUUCCGCCCUCUCGGAGGCCCAGGCCUGGAUGUCACUCACUCCAGCCUGUUGCUGGCUGUGCUGCUCCCCAAGGCAAAGCUUCCAGACACCGCAGAGUCAAGCCUCUUGAAGGGGAAGGUGCGCAAGACAGUCUCCUUCAGCAAACGAGUGGAGCUGAGAUGCUACCAGCCAGAGACCAGGAAGCCGGUGGCGCCCCCAAAGGGUGUUCCUGCACCCCAGCAACAUCAGGACAGAGGCAGCCUGACCCCUAGGAUACCAUGUACAUGGCAGAGACCCCCUAUAGGCCGGGGAAGACUGUGGGGAGAGCCCGAGAUCAGGCAGCGUCCUGAGCAAGGACAGCGUCCCCCAGAACUGCACUGGGUCCAGGCCUGGCAUCCCCAUCCAGCAGCACCAACAGAUGCUGGUCAGAGCCAUGGCCAGCACUGCUCCGGGGCCUCCUGUCCCCGCCAAGCCCUUCUACAGUAUCUUGAGUCCCUGGUGGCCAUGAGUCACCAGCUCCAAGCCUCACUCGGGUGUCCAGACCAGGUACAUGCUCCUUCAUCCUUUGCCACAUCUGCCCAACCCACCGCGACACCGGAAAUCCUUGGCCUCGUCUGCCAGCUCCCCACACUACCUGGUCCACCUGGCUUGGCCUCUGACUCGUCUUUGGGCCCGGCAGAAGAAGCUGGUCCUGAGUGUCCCAGGGAACGUGACCCUGAGUGUCCCUAG